AUGGCCGCUAAGUCAGACGGGAGGCUGAAAAUGAAGAAGAGCAGCGACGUGGCGUUCACCCCGCUGCAGAACUCGGACCACUCGGGCUCGGUGCAGGGAUUGGCUCCGGGCUUGCCGUCGGGGUCGGGAGCCGAGGACGAGGAGGCGGCCGGGGGCGGCUGCUGCCCGGACGGCGGCGGCUGCUCGCGCUGCUGCUGCUGCUGCGCCGGGAGCGGCGGCUCGGGCGGCGGCUCCGGGGGCUUGGGCGGCCCGGGCGGCGGCGUUGGCGGCCCGGGCGGCAGCGGGGCGGGCUCGGCGGCGCUGUGCCUGCGCCUGGGCAGGGAGCAGCGGCGCUACUCGCUGUGGGACUGCCUCUGGAUCCUGGCCGCCGUGGCCGUGUACUUCGCGGACGUGGGCACGGACAUCUGGCUCGCCGUGGACUACUACUUGCGCGGCCAGCGCUGGUGGUUCGGGCUCACGCUCUUCUUCGUGGUGCUCGGCUCGCUCUCGGUGCAAGUGUUCAGCUUCCGCUGGUUUGUUCACGAUUUCAGCACCGAGGACAGCGCCACGACCACAGCCGCCUCCAGCUGCCCGCAGCCUGGAACCGAUUGCAAGACGGUGGCCAGCAGUGGGUCUGCAGCCGCGGAAGGCGAGGCUCGUCCUUCCACGCCGCAAAGGCAAGCAUCCAACGCCAGUAAGAGCAACAUCGCCGCCACCAACAGCGGCAGCAACAGUAGUGGGGCCACCCGGGCCAGCGGCAAACACAGGUCUGCGUCCUGCUCCUUCUGCAUCUGGCUCCUGCAGUCACUCAUCCACAUCUUGCAGCUCGGGCAAAUCUGGAGAUAUUUCCACACAAUCUACUUAGGUAUUCGAAGUCGACAGAGUGGGGAGAAUGACAGAUGGAGGUUUUACUGGAAAAUGGUGUAUGAGUAUGCAGAUGUGAGUAUGCUGCAUUUGCUAGCCACCUUUCUGGAAAGUGCUCCACAGCUGGUCCUGCAGCUCUGCAUUAUCGUACAGACUCAUAGCUUACAGGCCCUCCAAGGUUUCACAGCGGCAGCCUCCCUCGUGUCUUUGGCUUGGGCCUUGGCCUCCUACCAGAAGGCCCUCCGGGACUCUCGAGACGACAAGAAGCCCAUCAGCUACAUGGCCGUUGUCAUCCAGUUCUGCUGGCACUUCUUUACCAUUGCCGCCAGAGUCAUCACCUUCGCCCUCUUUGCCUCGGUUUUCCAGCUGUACUUUGGGAUCUUCAUCGUCCUCCACUGGUGCAUCAUGACCUUCUGGAUCGUCCACUGUGAGACAGAAUUCUGCAUCACCAAAUGGGAAGAGAUUGUGUUCGACAUGGUGGUGGGGAUCAUCUACAUCUUCAGCUGGUUCAACGUCAAGGAAGGCAGGACACGCUGCAGGCUCUUCAUUUACUAUUUUGUGAUCCUGUUGGAAAAUACAGCCUUGAGUGCCCUCUGGUACCUCUACAAGGCUCCCCAGAUUGCAGAUGCGUUUGCCAUCCCAGCGCUGUGUGUGGUGUUCAGCAGCUUUUUAACUGGCGUCGUUUUUAUGCUGAUGUAUUAUGCCUUCUUUCACCCCAACGGACCCCGAUUCGGGCAGUCACCAAGUUGUGCUUGUGAGGACCCAGUCGCUGCCUUCACUCUGCCUCCAGAAGUGGCCACAAGCACGCUCCGGUCCAUCUCCAACAAUCGCAGUGUCGCCAGCGACCGCGACCAGAAAUUUGCUGAGCGCGAUGGGUGCGUACCUGUCUUUCAGGUGAGGCCCACUGCCCCAUCCACCCCAUCCUCUCGCCCACCACGGAUUGAAGAAUCUGUCAUUAAAAUUGACCUGUUCAGGAAUAGGUACCCAGCGUGGGAGAGACAUGUUUUGGACCGAAGCCUGCGAAAGGCCAUUUUAGCCUUUGAAUGUUCCCCGUCUCCUCCAAGGCUGCAGUACAAAGAUGAUGCCCUUAUUCAGGAGCGGUUGGAGUAUGAAACCACUUUAUAAAAUAGAAGGCCUCGGAGGAGCCACAACCUCCAGGUGAAGGGGUGAGAGCAGGGCCGUGGCAAUAAUGAAACUCUGUCCUAGAGCAGGGUAACGGGCUGUAACGCGCUUCGUCUGACCCUCCAUCAGCUGACUGCCUGCUGCUGGUCUCCUUUCAGAACAGCGGCUGAAGGGAACGAACCGAACCAUGCCAGCUCAGGAGGACUCCUUGUUGCUACCAGCCCCUCCUGCCCACUUUCAGCGUGUCCACCAGAGGGUCCUAUGAGCACGGAAAAGGUUGCCUCCAAUCAAUAGGGUGUUUUGAUGGAGUUAACGGAUCUUUGCAUAAAAAUAUAUUCAGUCACACGCACACACACACGCACA
Molecule: messenger RNA, 2328 nt
Organism: Neomonachus schauinslandi (Hawaiian monk seal)
Lineage: Eukaryota; Metazoa; Chordata; Mammalia; Carnivora; Phocidae
Gene: XKR4
Product: XK related 4
Exons: 3
Coding region: 1-1968 (655 amino acids)
Biological process (GO): phosphatidylserine exposure on apoptotic cell surface; apoptotic process involved in development; engulfment of apoptotic cell
Cellular component (GO): plasma membrane
Source: RefSeq, a predicted model, not a curated record